Messenger RNA from Cyprinus carpio (common carp), 1134 nucleotides. RefSeq names its product protein NLRC3-like. Bases 82 to 1119 code for a protein of 345 amino acids. The transcript has 2 exons. Lineage: Eukaryota; Metazoa; Chordata; Actinopteri; Cypriniformes; Cyprinidae. Gene Ontology annotation, molecular function: protein binding. The record is from RefSeq and is a predicted model, not a curated record.
GAAGAGAGAGAUCCAGGGAAACCCCUGCAGUCCAACAGAGAAAUUAUUGUGAAACUUGCUGAUCUGGCUUUCAAACAACUGAUGAAGGGCAAUGUGAUGUUCUAUGAGGAGGACCUGAUUGAGAGCGGCAUAGACAUCACUGACGCAUCAGUGUAUUCUGGGAUUUGCACUGAGAUCUUUAAGGAAGAAUUUGUGAUUCAGCACAGGAAGGUCUACUGCUUCAUACAUCGGAGCUUUCAGGAGUUUCUAGCUGCUCUCUAUAUGUUUUACUCCCAUCUGAUGAAGAAAAUGGAGUCAUUGCAGUUUUUUCUGGAUAGUAGACAUGAGAGGUGCAUGUCUAGGCCAUUCUCUUUGUGUGAGCUUCUAAAAUCAGCAGUUACUAAAACUCUUCAGAGUAAAAAUGGUUACCUUGACCUUUUUCUGCGGUUCCUGUUGGGUAUCUCACUGGAGUCCAAUCAAAGACUCUUAGAUGAUCUACUGACACAAACAGAAAACAGCUCAGAGACCAUCAGAGAAAUCACACGGUACAUUAAAGACAAAAUUAAAGAAAGUUAUGGUCUCUUAGCUGAGAGAUCCAUCAGUCUGUUCCUCUGUCUUCUUGAAGUAAAUGAUCAGACUUUGUACAAAGAGAUUGAGGAGUUUGUGAAAUCUGGCAAACAUUCAGAGAAUAAGCUCUCCCCUGGUCACUGCUCAGCAAUAACCUAUAUUCUUCAAAUGUCAGACGACGUGCUGGAUGAAUUGGAUCUGAUGAAAUACAACACAUCAAAUGUGGGAAGAAGGAGACUGAUACCAGCUGUAAUUAACUGCAAAAAAGCUAUACUUGCUGGAUGUCAUCUUUCUGAUCAGCACUGUGAAAGUUUGUCUUCAGCUCUGCAAUCAUCAAACUCCCAUCUGAGAGAGCUGGACCUGCAUAACGAUGACCUGCAGGAUUCAGGAUUGAAGCUGCUGUCUGUUGGACUGAAAAGUUCAGACUGUCAACUGAACAUAUUGAGGUUUGAGUUUUACAUUGGUUCAUUCAGUAUGCUGAAAUAUGCUGAUGAAAAGUCAAGUAAAUUCUCAGAACCCCAUCACAUGAAUUAUUUGCAAAAAAAAAAAAAGGGGUCACUCUACCUCAAGUGAUGCAAUGGAGGUUGC